UGUGAGAUGUAAAGAAGACUUUCCGUAACGUUUUUCCGUUGAAUUGAAUCGUUAUAAUUGAAGCAUUGAAUAAAGGUGAAUGAGCAUUGGAUGGAGUUGGUUUGGUAAUGUCAAUGUGAUUUAUCUGCAUGUUGUAAGGAAUUAGAAGUAUCCUUGUAUGUAAAAAUGUCUGAACAAGAAGUUGAAAAAAUGGUGCAAGAUGAUGAACCUACACCAGAUUCAAAUAAAGACCAUGUAUUUGUGAAACCAGAGAUGUCAACAAAUGAGGUUGAAAAACUAGAAGAGGCAAAACUAAAAGCCAAGUAUCCAAUGGCAUCCGGUAUUCCUCUUAGUGGGCAUUCAGCUUUCCUGCAGAAAAAACUUGCAAAAGGGCAAAAGUACUUUGAUUCUGGUGAUUACCAGAUGGCUAAACAGACCACAGCCCUCAAGACCAGACAAGCGCCACAAGCCAAUUUGGCAUUUGGGACUGGGGAGGCCAUUCCCACUCCAGAAUCAGUGCCUGUGCGGAAAACGUCCAUAAUUCAGCCCAAAUUUACUCCUAGCUCAACCACAUAACCUAGUGAAGUACAACCAAGCCUUGUGCCAAACAGUCGGUUGCUAUGUGAACUCGUGGUUUUGGAUCUUGUUUAUAAUAUUUGUAGUUCUACUCAAAUGAUAAUCGGUUCAUAUCAAUGUAAGAAAAUCUCAAAACUUAUGUAAGUAAAUGUGUUAUUUUAUUCAAUGAAUGUGCGAAAACCCAAACAAGCACAAUCUCAAAAAUUGUGAAGAUUGUAAUUAAACGGUUUACAACUAA
This is a messenger RNA of Homalodisca vitripennis (glassy-winged sharpshooter), 793 nucleotides long. It is a transcript of the gene endos, whose product is annotated as cAMP-regulated phosphoprotein 19. Gene Ontology annotation, molecular function: protein phosphatase inhibitor activity. NCBI's taxonomy places the organism in Eukaryota, Metazoa, Arthropoda, Insecta, Hemiptera, Cicadellidae. Gene Ontology annotation, cellular component: cytoplasm. The transcript has 4 exons. Bases 166 to 555 code for a protein of 129 amino acids. The record is from RefSeq and is a predicted model, not a curated record.